CCAGAAGUGCAUGUAAACAAAGAGCAGAUGCCCCUUUGGCGAGUUAUUUUUGCAGUUUUUAACGACGCAGGGCAUACGGAUUUAGCCGAGAAUCAAAUCUGGUUUAUAAAUUGACACGUGAAAGCUACAGAAGAGUUGUUAACGCGAUCUUAGCUAUAUUGGGGCUAUAUUUCUUAGUUUUAUCUUAAAUUUCCAAGUACAAUUUGUCACCUUGUAGAAUGUCUCCACCGUGGAUUACAGGAAAGAAAUUAGUGCACUUAGAUCUAAAAGGUGCACCUCCAAGAAUAGAUUAUCUUCUCAAGUUAAUCGAGCUGUUUGCAAAGCUGGGAGCAAAUGGGCUUCUGGUGGAGUACGAAGACAUGUUUCCUUAUGAGGGAGAGCUGAAGGUGCUGCAAGCCACCGCACAGUCUGCAUACAGUAAAGAGGAGGUGAUGUCCAUCCAGAAGACUGCCAAAGCUAACGGCCUGGAGGUCAUCCCACUCAUCCAGACCUUUGGACACAUGGAGUUUGUCCUGAAGCAUGAUUGUCUCCGGCACAUGAGAGAGGUGGACCACUGCCCGGGCACUUUGAGUCCACACGGAGACCGGCCUCUGCAGCUUGUCAUGCACAUGCUCAGACAGGUCAUAGAGCUACACCCAGAACUCACCACUCUGCACAUAGGAGCAGAUGAGGUGUACUUGCUGGGUGAGGGGGAGGAGUCCAGGAGGUGGCUGGGGUCACCUGGUCGCAGCGUGGAGCAGCUCUUCCUCAGUCAUGUGACCGCUGUGGCCCGGGCUGUGAAGACAAUGUGGCCACACCUCACCGUCCUCAUGUGGGACGACAUGAUGAGGGACAUGAGCCAGGACACGCUCAGGGACAGUGGUCUGGUCGGACUGGUCCAGCCAAUGUUGUGGGACUACAAUCCUGAUCUGGAUGUGAACAAAACAGUGUCCCUUUUGGAGAAGUAUAGCGGGGCGGGCAUGGUGGACGUGUGGGCAGCCAGUGCUUUCAAAGGCUGUACCAGUGUGCACUGCUGUGUGCCCUCGUCUCAAAGACAUGUGGACAACACUCUGCAGUGGCUCAGGGUGGCACAGUCUGUGUCUGCUGGGGUACACGUGAGGGGCAUCGCUCUCACCGGCUGGCAAAGAUAUGACCACCUGUCUGUGCUGUGCGAGCUGUUACCAGUCGCUCUGCCCUCUUUAGCCUCUUGUCUCCAGACCCUCGCGGAUGGACAGUUUGAUGCUAAAACUCAAAACAAGAUCACCGCAAAACUGGGGAUUUCAUCUGUGGAGGUGGAGGCGAUGGAAAGAAUUUCCCAAAACACCACCAUGUUUCCGGGGAGAUUUCUGGCUGAGAUAAUUGUUGACCUAAAUUCAUUUCUAAAUUCUGAAGAAGUUAGAUAUUUUGAGCACAACAUGUUUCUAAGGGGCUGGUUUAGUCCUCACCAAAAACAAAAGAAGAUGGCCAACCCUCUGAUCAUAAUGCAGAUCCAAAACCAAGCCUCAACGUAUCUGUUAGUGCUGCAGCAGAAGCUGCAGGUCCUCAGAGGUGAGAUGAGCGCUCUGUACCCAGACUCCACAGUGCAGGAGUGGGAGGAGGAGCAUGUGUGGCCUGUCCAAGCUCCACUGCAGAAGGUCCUGGAGGAGACCACGGCCUGUCUGAGGGACAUGCUGCCAGGACACACAUGCUAAAGACAGUCUGAGAGUUGUAUGUGAUGUUUGCGCCACAACAACAAAGCCAGAGUUUGUCUCAUUCUCUCUAUAUGGACGGGUCAAGCUUCAUGCUCAGAACCUCCAGGAUUCCCUCCCUGAGCUGCAGAGGCUGCACUAGCACUGACUCAUGAUUGGCUGAAGAGCUGGGGUUUAGGCAGUGAGUCCAUUUUUUUUGUAAUGAAGAAUCAGUGUUAUCAGUAAAAUCAAAAUGUGAAAAUUUGACCACUUUGAAUGUUUAUUAAUUAUGUAUGAAUCAUGUUAAUUUUCUGUAAAAAUCCCCCACAGUAUCUCAGUAAAAUUGUACUGUGAAGUGAAUAUUGCUAAUCUGAUAUUAUAGGCUGUGUGUAUAGUCUAAUACCUACAGAUUUCUGGAAUAUUAUGUGUAAAUUAUUCAAAGGUAGAUUUCAAAGCCAAAAGUUUACAAAAAAGUAUUAACUACUGGUUGAACUAAUCAUGAAUUAAUGGUGUUACUUAGACAUUUGUUAAUCUUUAUCACAUGCCUAAAUAAUCUGAAAUUUUGAUUGUUGUUUCUCUGGAAUUUGACCAACCUUACCAAAUGCUUAAUAAAGUGAAAUUAGUCUUCACUUUAGAAAAGCUCUUAAAAAGACUUAACAGAUAAUAGCUGUCUGAAUUAUCAUUGCAUUGCAUUAUUAGUAAAUCAUUUUCUUAUAGCUUACUAAUCAUUAAUAAAUGCUCAAAUUUGUACUUAAAUAUGUAUUUACAAAUGCACACACAAAUGGUUAGUUCAUGAGUAAUUAAGUAAGAAAUAAUUAUGAGUAACUAUUAGGGCUGGGUAUCAUUAAGAAGUUACCGAUACGAUAUAUAUCUCGAUACAUAGGCCACGAUACGAUACGCUUUUCUAUACAGUGAGCUUUCGAUUCAAUACAAUUCGAUACAAUAUAUUUCACAUCAAUUCGAUACGGUACAGUGUAAAAAAGGCUAAAUGAUGGCUUUAAUACUAAAAGUCCACUAAGUUUGUGAAAAGUGAAUGUGAAAAACAUCCAUUUUACUCAAAACAGUGAAAAUGUCAACACAACUGUAGCUCUUACACAAACUAAUUUAGUGAAAAUAUACCUAAAAUAUACCUCGAUACAGCAGCCCACAAUAGCGAUACUGUAUGAGCACAUUAAACGAUAUGAUAUAUCGAUAUUUUGAUAUUUUUGCACACCCCUAGUAACUAUUUACAGCACAGGUGAAUUAAGUGCAAGUUAAGUGCUAAUUAAGGUUAAUAAUUAAGUAGUUACUAAGCGUGAAUCAUUAUUAAUUAAGCCUUUGUUCAUUAUUAAUUAAGCCUUUGUUCAUGCUUUAUUAAGGCUAAAUAAGUUAUUAUAAAGUGUUACCCAAGAGAGCUGUUUUUACACAUGCAAUGCUGGAUGAUACGGCACAACUGUAACUUUGGACUGGGUCUGAACCAUUUUGAAAAUUGUCUAAUUGCAAUUAGAUUUGAAAUGUAUGUUUUAAUGAUAAGCUUCUGUUCAAAGUUCACAUUUGAAACACAUCCAGAAGAACUGACAAAAAGACGGAAAUCUGAAUGGACUAAUAAUAACUAAUAGAAGAGUCACAGUUCAGAGCAUGUUCACAGGGUUAGCUAUUUUUAUGCCGAAUAAGAGAGGAGAUAUAGUUGUUUGUGUAGGAAAUGAUUUAGAUUUUUUUUUAAAUGCAGUCUUUAUGAUGAUAUAUGUUGUGUCUAUUCAGAUUUCAAUUUGAUUUCAAUAAAUUUUACAGCCCUA
Messenger RNA from Boleophthalmus pectinirostris (great blue-spotted mudskipper), 3421 nucleotides. It is a transcript of the gene hexd, whose product is annotated as hexosaminidase (glycosyl hydrolase family 20, catalytic domain) containing. Gene Ontology annotation, biological process: carbohydrate metabolic process. Lineage: Eukaryota; Metazoa; Chordata; Actinopteri; Gobiiformes; Gobiidae. The record is from RefSeq and is a predicted model, not a curated record. Gene Ontology annotation, molecular function: hexosaminidase activity. Bases 219 to 1670 code for a protein of 483 amino acids. The transcript has 11 exons.